CAGCUGAAGACACGACAACAGUGUCACAGUGGUAAGACUGGUAUGGUAACCUUUCAACAGGUACAGAUUUAGACAGAACUGUGCGUUUGGCUGGCUAGGGGCACUGAUUUCCCUGAGUAACCAAAUAUCGAAUUAAAACCAAUAAGACUUGGGCCUAGAAGCCGAGAACACGGCAAACGACAGAAGAUGUGGGCCGGACUGCUGACGCUGAUGCUCCUGACGAUGGGGACGGCUGGACAAAAGACAGGUUGCUCGAAGGUCCGUAUGUCUGGGUCGACCUCGUAUCAGCACCAUGGCCGAUUGACAACCUACACCAUGACGGGACGGACUUUGGGUGGUCGGCCGGUGUACAGAUCAUCCCGCGGUGACUAUCUGUACUACUACCAAUCGGAUGGUAGCUGGCAUCUUGGUCCUGAUCUUAGUUCUAUCCUCGUAGCAAUGUACGUGGACGACACCAGCAUGUAUGCCGAGGACAUCACUGGGACCUGGUAUCUGUACGCCAGCGGCCUCUUCACUUUUCGUCCAAACAGUAGCAUCCGAGUCACCUGCGUCGCUGCAGAGCAACCGAAGCCACGUCCAAACAUCGGAGCCAUCGUUGGCAUCGUGUUCGGAGUUGUUGCGGCUGUGGCGCUACUCAUAGCCGUUUGCUGCUACUGUAAUAAAAGUGCACCUGCAGCAACUACGGCACAAAACCGUCAGCCUGUGCACUAUGUGGGAACCACCAACGCCACCUUUCAGCCAGCAAUAUCUGUGCCACCGCCAUUCUCACCACUGCAGUACCCACAGCCUGCGGGUACCACCAACCCCACCUUUCAGCCCGCACCAUCUGUGCCACCACCGUUCUCACCACCUCAGUACCCACAGUCUGACGUGGCUGGAGUUCAGCCUGUGGGUACCACCAACCCCACCUUUCAGCCCGCAGUAUCUGUGCCACCACCGUUCUCACCACCUCAGUACCCACAGCCUGUGGGUACCACCAACCCCACUUUUCAGCCCGCAGUAUCUGUGCCACCACCGUUCUCACCACCCCAGUACCCACAGCCUGUGGGUACCACCAACCCCACCUUUCAGCCAGCAGUAUCUGUGCCACCACCGUUCUCACCACCUCAGUAAAGGUGGGU
Branchiostoma floridae (Florida lancelet) is the source of this 1121-nucleotide messenger RNA. Its product is annotated as proline-rich protein 1-like. NCBI's taxonomy places the organism in Eukaryota, Metazoa, Chordata, Leptocardii, Amphioxiformes, Branchiostomatidae. The coding region runs from base 187 to 1113 and encodes 308 amino acids. The transcript has 3 exons. The record is from RefSeq and is a predicted model, not a curated record.